AUGAAGACGGCACUCCUUUCAUGGUCAUUACUUUCCUUGAUUUUGAAUCCCGUCAUCUCCACCUCGACGAGCCACACUGGAUCCGACAAUAUUUUGAAAAAGCCAUCAGCUCCCCAGGCGAACCUCCAAGCAGACAAGUCACCGGGAAGCUCUCACACGGUGUUUAAUGGCGUCGAAGUUCCCCCCAUGAAACAGCUUAAUGCGACUAAUUUUGAUGAAACUAUUAAGGAGGGUUACUGGUUUGUGAAGCAUUACUCUCCAUAUUGCCCGUAUUGCUUGGACAUCGCUCCAACGUGGCAAACGCUAUACGAAUUCUAUUAUACCUCGAAUCCCCUAUCGACCUCAACAUCCAAGCAAGCACCGGCUGCGCAAUCCUCCCUGAAUUCCUUUAAUGGUUUCUACAACUUUCAUUUCGCUUCAAUGGACUGCAUCGCAAAUGCAGAUAAAUGCCAGGCACUUAAAGUGGCUGCAUUCCCCAUGUUCAUACUCUACUACAAGGGUGAAAAGUUGGAAUCCUUUAUUGGUAAAAAGUCAAUCAAAGCCAUGAGCGAGUUUAUCGAGGAGAAAUUGGAACACAUUAAGCCCGGUUCAAGACCCCUGAAGGGUUUAAAGCUACCGAAACCCGGCGAUACCAAGGUUGAUUCAACUCCGCUUAGUGAUACAUCGGGAUCCAAACUCGAAUCAAAACCAGAAGGAAAAUCAGAAACUUCAACUUCUGUGUCGACAACAAGUGGAAAGCCCCAGCCUGCGCGGCCCGUGCCCAACCCUCAAGGCACAUCGAUCCCCCUCACGGCUGAAAGUUUCCAGAAACUAGUCACGACCACUCAUGUUCCAUGGUUUAUCAAGUUCUAUACACAAUGGUGCAGCCAUUGCCAGGCCAUGGCUCCCUCAUGGGAACAGAUGUCCAAGGAUAUGAAAGGUAUUUUAAAUGUUGGCGAAGUUAACUGUGAGACUGAGCGGCGAUUGUGCAAAGAUGCCCGAGUUAGCUCCUAUCCAACUAUUUACUUUUUCAGGGGUGGAGAGCGUGUCGAGUAUCACGGGCUCAGAGGCCUGGGAGACCUGGUCAGCUACGCUAGAAAGGCAGCCGAAGUUGUGGGCAACGGCGUUCAAUAUGUUGAUGCUGCUGCCUUUAAGGAAAUGGAGCAAACAGAAGAGGUAAUUUUCUUGUAUUUCUUCGACAAGGCUACCACUUCAGAGGACUUUGCCGCCCUGGACCGCUUAACUUUGAGCUUAGUGGGACGUGCAAGGCUGGUCAAGACCGAUAGCGAGAUUCUCGCUACGAGAUUCAGAAUUUCUACCUGGCCUCGUCUUCUCGUCUCGAGAGAUGGGAAACCCAGUUACUACAACGCCCUUGCGCCUAAAGAUAUGCGAGAUUUCCGACAGGUUCUUAGCUGGAUGGAAAGCGUGUGGCUUCCAAUUGUCCCAGAGCUUACAGCGACGAACGCUCGCGAGAUCCUCCCUGGAAAAUUUGUCGUCCUCGGUAUCCUCAGUCGACUGCGCUCAGAUGAAUUCAUCCAGGAUAAAAAGGAGCUGAAAAAUGCUGCGCUUGAGUGGAUGGAUAAGCAGACGAAAUUAUUUCAACUUGAGCGUCAGGAACUUCGAGACGCGAAAGAAUUGCGUAUCGAAGAGGCAGAGGACCGAAAUGACCAGCGAGCGCUGCGUGCAGCGAAAAAUAGACAAAUCACCAUUCGGGAGAGCGAUAAAAAACAGGUCGUUUUCGCAUGGGUCGACGGUAUAUUCUGGGAUCGAUGGCUUCGGACAACUUAUGGUAUUGAUGUUAAAAACGGAGAACGUGUCAUCAUCAAUGACGAGGACAAUCGCCGAUACUGGGACACCACCACAAGCGGUGCCUACAUCAUGCCCAGCCGUACCUCCAUUCUCGACACCAUCACCCAAGUCAUCUCCCCAUCCUCGAAGCUCAAACCGAAAUCCACAGUUGGUUUCUUUGAAGGCCUAUUCUUCAAAACACGCUCCUUUAUUCAAGCUCACCCUUUCAUAUUCAUUGCUCUCAUCUUCCUUGUUGUGGUAUUCUCAUCCCUUUGCGUGAAGGGUAGAUUAAGAAGACUCAGAGGCGCUGGGGGGCUCCUUGGUGCCGUCACUGGUACCUCAGGUGGUGGAUUCUUCCACCUCGAUGGAAAAGAGGGCCUGCUUGGUGUUGGAAGCGGUUCAGGGAAAGUUGACUAG
Paracoccidioides brasiliensis Pb18 is the source of this 2184-nucleotide messenger RNA. RefSeq lists its product as uncharacterized. Gene Ontology annotation, cellular component: endoplasmic reticulum. The transcript is spliced from 4 exons. The record is from RefSeq and is a predicted model, not a curated record. Gene Ontology annotation, molecular function: protein disulfide isomerase activity. Bases 1 to 2184 code for a protein of 727 amino acids.